UAGCUGUGAAAAUGUAUUGAAUAUUGUGAUAUGCAUGGCUCUUCUCUUCACCUUUAACGCAAGUUUUUAGAAAACAAUUGCAAAAGACUGCAGGCUACAAACAGCAAUGUCCCGAAACCGCCGGGGGGGCGAUAUUUACCGUAAGGCAACGUAAGGCGUCGGGUUGCCCCACAAUGAACUUUGGUUGCACUAAUCCGAGUUCUCAGAGCACAACGACAAGUGCGCAGUGUUGGAGAGAAACACCAGAUCUGCGGCUCCACGCGAGUCCUUUGUGUGCUUAUUGUGGGUUUAAAAAAAAUCAAACGUUUUAAAGCAGACAUUUUUUGGAGAGCCGGGGACCUCGUUCGUCUUCCUCUCCCUGAGGGGUAACAACCUGAAGUCAACACCCUCCUGUCCACCACGCCGCCUUCAAAAUGUCACGUUUUGUCCUCUUUCCAGAGCUUUGGUCGAAUAACUGUCGCGGCGCGCUUCCUCGUCAGCACGUGUUUGUCCGUUGAAGUUCACUCUUUUCGUUAUCAGCUUUACCUGAAAACACGGUUGUUUGACUAGAAGCGAACAUUUUGACCACUCGUCAUUAUUUUUGUUUAGUUUGUUUUUUUUCUUCUUCGUGGAUUUGGAGCGUAGCAUAAACCUAAAUCGCGUCCACGUGGCCCCUCCCCUUUCUGCUGCGCACCGCAACACCAGCGAGCCGCGAGUCAGUCUGACACCGCGCGCGGAGGAGGACAGAAGGUCUCCAGAGGAUAGGCGAGAAUAAGAGGAUAAACUCACAUUUCCCUGGAUUGUGCACGCAAGGAGCGAAGGGAUUGGACUGGUGAUCUCGCCUCUUUUAGGAUUUUCUCCUCGCGUUUGUGAGUAAAGAGACUGUAAAAGAAACAGGUUUUCUUCCCUGUAAAGUAGAGCAGAGCACUUUCCCUUUUUAUGUAGCCUGCCAGUGUGCCAUGAAAGCUGUAAAGUGCAAAUAGUCAAAGUCCAUUCAGGCUUUAGGAAUGCAUGGCGCUGUGUUGUGAAUGGCUUGAAUAGUUAAUGUAAGACUUAAUAACAAUGGUUGAACAGGUGGGGUUUGUAGCAGCAUGGAAAGCCCAGUUCCCCGAGUCUAACCCCCCCUGCAUGGAGCUGAACUCACUGGGGAACAUUGAACAGGAGCUGGACAAAUGCAAGUCUUCCAUCAGGCACUUGGAGAAGGAAGUAAACAAGGAGCGCUUUCGGAUGAUCUACCUGCAGACUCUGCUCGCCAAAGAGAGGAAGUCCUACGACGGGCAGCGGUGGGGAUUCAAAAGCACUUCCCGAAUUAAUGAUGGAGACCCGCCCGGUGGGCCGGAGAGCCAGAGGCCCCACUCAGAAGAGGCUCAGGUGGAGGAGGAGGAGCAGCAGCAGAGAGGGCCUUGCAAGACAUCCCGGUGUAAGCCACAUCCAGAAGGAGAUGUGGGCCGGGUGUCGCCGGUGCACCAGGACCCGGAGAUCCCGGAGUUCCAGCUGGGCACCGGCUCCGUGGCAGCUCUGAGGUCCAACUUCGAGCGCAUCAGGCGGGCCAACUCCCACGCGGCCGGGGACGGCCGAGGGUCGUCGGUCACGGGCGCCCAGGAGAAGCCUUUCUACGUGAACGUGGAGUACCAUUCGGAGCAAGGCUUGGUGAAGGUCAACGACAGGGAGGUUUCGGAGAAGAUCCGCACCCUGGGCGGUCAGGCCAUGCAGAUGGAGCGCAAGAGGUCCCUGCACUCCCUGCCGGUGAACCUGUCGGCCGCCACGGGGGACAUCGGCAGAGGCCUCCAGAGGGGCGGGUCCACCGGGGGGAACUGCGGCCACAACGGGUCGUACGACGACAUCGCCGAGGUCAACCCGAACGUCCUGAAGGACGGCGUGAGCCGGCCCGCCGGGGGGAAGCGUGAGCCGCAGCCAGCGGAGUGCCGGCCCUACACCAGCGUGUACGUAGGGGGCAUGAUGGCUGAGGGGGACACCCGAGUCAUCCACAUCCGGGACCACGGCACGGAGGACGACGCGCACCUGACCUGGCCGAGGCGCUCCUACUCCAACGGCAGCUUUGAGGACGCGGGAGGAGGCUACACGCCUGACUGCAGCUCCAACGAGAACCUAACUUCCAGCGAGGAAGACUUCUCCUCAGGCCCGUCCAGCCAGGUGUCGCCCAGCCCCACCGCCGCCUCCCAGGCGUACAGCGAGAAGAGCCGCUCGCCCUCCCAGCAGUCUUUUGGCAGCAGCAGCCCGCCCCUGUCCCAGAAACGGCUGAAGCAGCAGGGGACGGCGUCCGAGGCCACCGUCGCAGGAGUCUGUAGAACGCGGCAGACGCGGCCCAGCGACGGGGAGUCCACCACGUCCAGCAGGACCUCUCGGGACAACAGCGUUCAAGGAGAUCUGGAGGCUUCAUACAGUGAGACCCCUGCGUCAUAUGGCUAUGAGCUGGAGCGCUCGGAGGAGCUCCAGACUCACCGCCACCCGCCGUCCCUCAGCGGGUCCCCGUCCUCCUCGCCGCGACUCCGCUCCAAGAGCCAGAGCAGCCGGGACACGCAGUCGUCCGGCUCUCUGGAGUCCACGCAAUCGGUGGAGUUGGAUCAGGACAAGGGGAUGGAGAUGAGAAAGUUGGUCCUGUCAGGAAUCCUGGCCAGUGAGGAGAUCUAUCUCAGCCACCUGGAGGCCCUGCUCAUUCCCAUGAAACCCCUGAGGGCUGCAGCCACAACGUCGCAGCCCAUGCUCAGCAUCCAGCAGAUAGACACCAUCUUCUUCAAAGUGCCGGAGCUCCACGAGAUCCACAAGGACUUCUACGAUGCUCUGCUGCCCCGAGUCAAGGACUGGGGUCCCCAGCAGUGUGUGGGCGACCUCUUCCAGAAGCUGGCGAGCCAGCUUGGCGUGUACAGGGCCUUUGUGGAUAACUACAAGGUUGCUGUGGGGACGGCGGACAAAUGCUGCCAGGCGAACGCUGGCUUUGCAGAGAUAUCUGAGGAUCUCAAGGUCAAAAGCACAAAGGACUGCAAGGACCAGUUGGCUAAAAUUUCGCUGGAAACUCUUCUCUACAAACCCGUGGACAGGGUGACGCGCAGCACCCUCGUUCUGCACGACCUCCUGAAGCACACACCCUCCAGCCACCCGGACCACCCGCUGCUGCAGGACGCCCUGCGCAUCUCUCACAACUUCCUGUCCAGUAUAAACGAAGAGAUCACCCCGCGUAGGCAGUCCAUGACCGUCAAGAAGGGAGAGAACCGCCAGCUGUUGAGGGACUGCUUCAUGGUGGAGCUCGUCGAAGGUUCCAGGAAACUCCGCCACGUCUUCCUCUUCACCGACCUGCUGCUCUGCACCAAGCUGAAGAAACAGGCUGCCGGAAAAGGGCAACAGUAUGACUGUAAGUGGUACAUCCCACUGGCUGACCUGACUUUCCAGGCCAUUGAGGACUGUGAGUCCAGCCCCAUCCCGCUGGUCCAGGAUGAGGAGAUCGACGCCAUAAAGAUCAAAAUCUCCCUGAUCAAGAACGAGAUCCAAAAAGAGAAGAGAACCACAAAAGGACCCAAGGGGGUUGAGCGACUGAGGAAGAAGCUGCUGGAACAGGAGUCUCUGCUGCUUCUCAUGUCCCCCAACAUGGCCUUCAGGGUGGCCAACCGAAACGGCAAGGGUUUCACGUUCCUGAUCUCUUCUGACUACGAACGUGCCGAGUGGAGGGAGAUCGUUCGCGAGCAGCAGAAGAAGUGCUUUAAAAGCUCCUCUCUGACUUCUCUGGAGCUGCAGAUGCUUACGAACUCGUGCGUGAAACUGCAGACGGUUCACACGGUUCCAAUGACCAUGAAUAAGGAAGAUGAUGAAUCUUCUGGUUUGUACGGCUUCCUAAAUGUCAUCGUCCACUCGGCGUCAGGGCUGAAACACAGUUUAAACCUUUACUGCUCCCUGGAGGUGGAUUCCUUCGGCUACUUUGUCAACAAAGCCAAAACACGCGUGUACAGAGACUCUACAGAGCCCAACUGGAACGAGGAGUUUGAGAUUGAACUGGAGGGCUCUCAGACGUUGAGGUUGCUCUGCUAUGAGAAGUGCUGCCACAAAACCAAGCAGAGCAAAGAAGAUGGAGAGAUUGCAGACAAGAUCAUGGCCAAAGGCCAAAUAAAGCUGGAUCCUCAGACUUUGCAAAAUAAAGACUGGCAGCGGACAGUCAUCAAUAUGAAUGGGAUCGAGGUGAAACUUUCAAUGAAGUUCACCAGCAGAGAGUUCAGCUUAAAGCGAACGCCUUCACGCAAACACUCCGGAGUUUUUGGAAUCAAGAUCAACGUAGUAACCAAGCGCGAGCGCUCCAAGGUUCCCCUCAUCGUGAGGCAGUGCGUGGAGGAGAUUGAGCGCAGAGGGAUGGACGAGGUGGGGAUCUACAGAGUCUCCGGAGUCGCCACCGACAUCCUGGCCCUGAAGGCCGCCUUCGAUUCAAACAACCGAGACGUGUCCGUCAUAAUGAGGGAGAUGGACGUGAACGCCAUCGCCGGAACACUGAAGCUGUAUUUCCGCGAGCUCCCGGAGCCUCUUUUCACGGACGACUUGUACCCCAACUUUGCAGGAGGCAUCGCUCUCUCCGACUGCGUGGCCAAGGAGAGCUGCAUGCUCAACCUGCUGCUGUCUCUACCAGAGCCCAACCUGGUGACCUUCCUCUUCCUGUUGGACCACCUUAAAAGGGUGACUGAAAAUGAGAGCGUCAACAAGAUGUCUUUGCACAAUCUGGCCACAGUCUUCGGCCCCACUCUGCUGCGUCCCUCCGAAAAGGACAGCAAGAUCUCAAACAGCCCGCAGCCGAUCUCCAUGAACGACAGCUGGUCCCUGGAGGUCAUGGCUCAGGUGCAAGUCCUUCUCUACUUCCUCCAGCUGGAGGGCAUCCCGGCCCCCGACAGCAAACGUCAAAGCCUUCUCUUCUCUUCAGAAGUAUAACCGGGACAUCGGCCACUCGUCCGUAACGGAGCUCUUUGCCGCUCGAUGAGCCGGAGGCUGCCGAGCAGACGCGGCUGGCCGGUUUACUCUGAGGGUGCUUAUUAUUGUAGCCACUAGGUGGAACCAUCCACGCAUUGCGAGCUAGAAACCGCCACAGUGACCAAAGCCAUGAUUUUUGGGGUAGUGGUGACGGAGCCCGGGGGUUCUGUUUACUUACAAGCCUACAUGAUGUAUGCACAAAAUAUGUCAUUCCUUUUUUUCUAUUUAAUUCAAGUUUCAAGAGGCAUUCUUUACUGUACUACGGUGUUGUUUCCACUGUCCUGUCAACAUGCACAUUAGCUGCAUAUACACAGAAGGAGAUUUCUGCUGUAGUUGCAUAUUGUAAGAUUUAUUUCUGUAGAGGAAUGGGGCGGAUGAAAAAGGCCGAUUAUUUUUCAUGUCUACACAUGCGUUUUUGCUAGAAAUGUUCGACAUGUUUAAAGCCUCACCUCCGCCAAUGUUUCCCUGCUGAUGGCCAAUACAACAUUUCAGUUAACCAAAUGUUUACACACACAUACGCGCUCUUCAUUUUUUUUUUUUUUCACAGCAUUUAGUUUUGGGACUGAAAACAGCAACAUGCAGGCAUGUUGACCAAAGCAAUUAAAGUCGGUGGUAUCUGUGCUAUGCUAUUUGUAUUGUCUUUUUUUCAGAUCAUUUCUCUCCCUGUGGUUCCCAAACCAACUUUUGUGUGGAUAUAAGUGAUACUUUUUAUUUAGAAAGUGGUACAGAUGAGUUAAAGGAAAGUUAAUGCAGGAAAAGGCGAGGCCUGAUCUGUGAAAUGUACACUGAGCUGUGUAUCAUUUUAAUUUCAGUUUUUUGUCCAUAUUUCAUAUAAUUUGUGUUUUUUUUCUCAUUUGAUUCUUCAGUUUAUGUUUGUGUGUGCUUCCUGCAUUCCUCACCCAUACUGUUACCUAUAUUGGAAAAAACCACUGUAGAAAUGAGCUCAAAUACCAAAAGUCCCCUAGGUGGACUCUUGAAGCACAGCGACUCACUCAUAUCCACGUCUCCUGGCUUACUAAAAGGUCAAUCAUCCACAUACCUGGUAUUACUCUCUAAAAGUACACGGUGUACUUUCAUUUUUUUUCUCCAAAUCACUGAAAGUAUUGAAACACUUGGUAGCACAAAGUAUAACUUUAAAGGCUUGUGAUGUAAGUAAAAGCAAGCAUAACUGUUAGCGAUUCUUCGGACAAGACUGGUGGAUCUUGUAUGUGUGAUUUAUGUAAAUAAAAACUUGACAAUA
Molecule: messenger RNA, 6181 nt
Organism: Gasterosteus aculeatus aculeatus (three-spined stickleback)
Lineage: Eukaryota; Metazoa; Chordata; Actinopteri; Perciformes; Gasterosteidae
Product: breakpoint cluster region protein
Biological process (GO): protein phosphorylation; positive regulation of GTPase activity; intracellular signal transduction
Cellular component (GO): membrane
Molecular function (GO): guanyl-nucleotide exchange factor activity; protein serine/threonine kinase activity; GTPase activator activity
Source: RefSeq, a predicted model, not a curated record